Messenger RNA from Haliaeetus leucocephalus (bald eagle), 3533 nucleotides. RefSeq names its product SEC24 family member A (gene SEC24A). Gene Ontology annotation, cellular component: COPII vesicle coat; endoplasmic reticulum exit site. Gene Ontology annotation, molecular function: zinc ion binding; SNARE binding. The record is from RefSeq and is a predicted model, not a curated record. The transcript has 23 exons. Lineage: Eukaryota; Metazoa; Chordata; Aves; Accipitriformes; Accipitridae. Bases 16 to 3327 code for a protein of 1103 amino acids. Gene Ontology annotation, biological process: endoplasmic reticulum to Golgi vesicle-mediated transport; COPII-coated vesicle cargo loading; intracellular protein transport.
GCCGAGCCUGCCGCCAUGGCCCAGCCCGCCAGGCCCCCCACCGGCUACGCCAGCCAGAACGGUGCCGGCCAGCAGCCCUAUAGCAACGGCCCUGUUCAAAAUCAGCUGAUGCAUUCAUCAGAUGGCCAGGGAUAUAGCCCUUCAGUUCCGGGAUUGUAUUCGCAUCAGACGCCAGCAAAGGUUCCUCCCCAUCAGACUUCUGGACAGUACAACUAUAGUGGCUCUCAGAACGUUUCUCAAUUAAACAAUUAUCAAGGACCUGGGCAGACUCUCAAUAGACCACCAGUGGCACAUUUCUCUGGGUCCCCAGUACAACAGACAGGUCCUGUUCCACAAGUGCUGCUGCCUGCAUUGCAAAACUCAGCUGCUAUAUCAUCUGCUGGUAGCUUUCCUCCUGGAGCUAGCCCACCAGUGCUUUCAAACUGGCAGUACAGCCAGACUCCUGUGAGUCAGCCAGUUGGGUCUCAAACAAGCCAUUUGGCUCACAUGACGGGGACAGGGUCAGCUCAGUCACCGUCGUCAUUAUCAGGAAAUACAAAUCCUCCAGGAAAUUAUCAAUAUGCUGCUUCUCCAGGAGGUCCUCCGCUUCAGAACAGCUAUAUGAAGCCAGGAUCUGCACCUCCACCAGUGACUCAGCCUUUAACUCCACUCCACCCUCCUGCAAGGCCACCUUUAGGACCUCCACCAGUUGGUGGUCCACCUUUAAUUAGGCCAUCAACACUGACAGCGGGACCACCUAAUACACAGUCUCUGCUAAAUUCAGCUGCAAAUCGAGAUGGCGAUGCUACAUCUGCUGCCAGCGAUGGGUCUGUGGUGCAAAACAGCUAUGAUGCAAUAGAAGGUGGUGGCCUCAUGGCAACUCCACAUCCUUCUCCUGCACCUCCAAAUCUUAAGAUGAAUAGAAGUGUUGGGUAUUCUUACCCUACCUUACCUCCAGGCUACCAAAAUACUUCUCCACCUGGAGCACCAGGAAUGCAAGCAUCUGCUUUGCAAUAUCCGGAUGGAUCUAAACAUUUCCACCAGCCUGCCCUGGGUACUAAUCACUUAACUGCAUCUAUGGCGGGCCUGAGUCUACAGCAAGAAGGAUUAAGACCUGUGAAUCUUCUUCAAGAAAGGAAUAUUCUUCCUAUGACCCUCUUGAAGGCUCCUGUCCCAAACUUGCAUGAAGACAUCCAGAAGCUCAAUUGUAACCCUGAGUUGUUCCGCUGUACCCUGACUAACAUUCCUCAAACUCAGGCCUUAUUGAAUAAAGCCAAACUUCCUUUGGGGCUCCUGCUUCAUCCUUUCAAAGACUUAUCGCAAUUGCCAGUGGUCACUUCAAGUACUAUUGUGAGAUGCCGUUCCUGCAGGACAUACAUUAACCCUUUUGUCAGCUUUCUAGACCAAAGGAGAUGGAAAUGCAAUUUGUGCUAUAGAGUGAAUGAUGUUCCUGAAGAAUUCAUGUAUAAUCCUGUGACAAGAGUUUAUGGAGAACCUCAUAAAAGACCUGAAGUCCAGAAUGCUACUAUUGAGUUUAUGGCUCCAUCUGAAUACAUGCUACGUCCACCUCAACCACCUGUGUACCUCUUUGUGUUUGAUGUCUCUCAUAAUGCAAUAGAGACAGGAUACUUGAAUACAGUCUGCCACACCUUGUUAGACAAUCUUGACUUGCUUCCUGGGAACACUAGAACAAAAAUAGGCUUCAUAACAUUUGACAGCACAAUCCAUUUCUACAGUCUUCAGGAAGGUCUCUCUCAGCCUCAGAUGCUUAUAGUUUCAGAUAUUGAAGAUGUAUUUAUACCAAUGCCAGAAAACUUAUUAGUAAAUUUAAAUGAAAAUAAAGAGCUAAUUCAAGAUCUGUUGAGGACCUUGCCACAGAUGUUUACCAAGUCCCUGGAAACUCAGAGUGCUCUGGGGCCUGCAUUACAGGCUGCCUUUAAACUGAUGUCCCCCACUGGAGGUAGAAUCUCUGUCUUCCAGACACAGCUUCCAUCUGUGGGAAUGGGAGCACUAAAGUCACGAGAAGAGCCAAACCAAAGAGCAACUGCAAAGGACAUACAUCUGACACCAUCGACUGAUUUUUACAAGAAGUUAGCCUUGGACUGCUCAGGGCAACAGGUUGCAGUGGAUUUAUUUCUUCUUAGCGGACAAUAUUCUGACUUGGCUUCUCUAGGUUGUAUAUCAAGGUAUUCUGCGGGUAGUGUCUAUUACUACCAGUCUUACCAUCAUAAACACAACCCUGUCCAGGUGGAGAAACUGCAAAAGGAACUGAAACGAUAUUUAACUAGAAAGAUUGGGUUUGAGGCUGUCAUGAGGAUAAGAUGCACCAAAGGUCUUUCCAUUCAUACCUUCCAUGGGAACUUCUUCGUACGAUCUACAGACUUGUUGUCAUUACCCAAUGUAAACCCAGAUGCAGGAUAUGCUGUGCAAAUGUCAGUAGAAGAGAGUCUUACUGAUAUGCAGGUUGUUUCCUUUCAGUCAGCUCUCCUGUACACAUCCAGCAAAGGUGAAAGACGAAUUCGUGUCCACACUAUGUGCUUACCUGUUGUAACAACACUGAGUGAGGUCUACCUAGGGGCAGAUGUACAAGCCAUCACUGGGCUGUUAGCCAAUAUGGCUGUGGAUCGAUCAGUUUCUGCUACCUUGAGUGAUGCUCGGGAUGCCUUGGUCAACGCAGUGAUAGAUUCUUUAUCUGCUUACCGUUCAUCAGUCUUAAGCAUUCAACAACCUGGUCUCAUGGCCCCCUUCUCACUACGGCUCUUUCCACUUUAUGUACUGGCACUCUUAAAACAGAAAGCAUUUCAAACUGGGACAAACGCACGUUUAGAUGAACGCAUUUUUACCAUGUGUCAAGUGAAAAACCAGCCCCUUGUUUACCUCAUGCUUAUGACACAUCCCAGUCUGUACAGAGUUGAUAAUCUCACAGAUGAGGGGGCUCUUAACAUAAAUGAUAGAACUAUACCUCAGCCACCCAUUCUCCAGCUGUCAGUGGAGAAGUUGAGUAGGGAUGGUGCUUACCUUAUGGAUGCUGGCUCUGUAAUGUUUCUGUGGAUUGGGAAGAACUGUGGGCAGAGCUUUAUCAGCCAAGUCCUUGGAGUUCCAAAUUAUGGCUCAAUACCACAGAAUAUGACACAUCUCCCAGAACUUGAAACUGCAGAAUCCAUCAGAACAAUAGCUUUCAUUUCUUGGCUGAGAGAACAGAGACCUUUCUUUCCUAUACUAUAUAUAAUAAAGGACGACAGUCCAUUGAAAUCAAGUUUUCUGCAAAAUAUGAUUGAAGACAGAACAGAAUCAGCCUUAUCAUACUAUGAAUUCCUCCUUCAUAUACAGCAGCAAGUGAAUAAAUGAAACACUAGCCUUUGGCUCACUUCUUUAAGGAAAGAUUUUGCAGUAAAGAACGAUUGUGCUUGUAGUAUCUUCAUUAAAUCUGUGGCCUGAGGCAGUUGAUGAGAAGUUCUCACUGUGAUUUCAACAAACUAAAGCAAAUAAAGGACCACAUCUGAGAAUCAAAUGUGCAACUACAUAAUAUUGUACCUUAAAAAAAAAAAAAAAAA